This is a messenger RNA of Halteromyces radiatus, 597 nucleotides long. Its product is annotated as HSF-type DNA-binding-domain-containing protein. The transcript has 3 exons. Gene Ontology annotation, molecular function: DNA-binding transcription factor activity; sequence-specific DNA binding. The record is from RefSeq and is a predicted model, not a curated record. Bases 1 to 597 code for a protein of 198 amino acids. NCBI's taxonomy places the organism in Eukaryota, Fungi, Mucoromycota, Mucoromycetes, Mucorales, Cunninghamellaceae. Gene Ontology annotation, biological process: regulation of DNA-templated transcription.
AUGUCUUUAGAGCCUCCUUCUCAACAACCACCAACCAAAUCUAACAAUAAUACUUUUGUACACAAGCUAUUCAAUACAGUUCUUGAUGACCAAUAUCAACAUUUGAUCGCUUGGAAUUAUACUGGUGCUUCAUUUAUAGUCUGCAACAUUGUUGAGUUUUCUCGUGACGUAUUACCAAAACACUUCAAACAUAACAAUUUUAGUAGUUUUGUCCGCCAAUUGAAUAUGUAUGGUUUCCACAAGGUCAAUAAAUCACCUCGUGGCCAUCGAACAUUAGCCGAAAAUCAAAUAUGGGAGUUCUCACAUCCAAAAUUUAUGCGGGAUCGACAUGACUUGCUGGACGAGAUCAAACGAAAGGCUUUGGAAUCAGACAAUAUGCGACGAGAUACCAAUGACAUGGGUUCUCAUCUCUCUAUGAUGCAAAUGGCUCAAUCUGAUAUGAUGCAACAAUUGGGAAGAUUACAAGAAGGCUUUGAUCAAAUUAUCCGAGAGUUGGCUGAAACGAAACAACGGCAAAAUACUCAACAAGAGAUGAUGAAGACAAUGAUGCAAUUUUUAUCAGAACGACAAGGUGUUCAUUGUAAGUUAUUAAAAUAA